AGCCCGAGGCGAACAUGACGAUCACCGAUUCCUCGCCCAACAAUCUAGGCGACCCGACCUUCACGCCCAUCAUCGCCCUCUCACGUUUCCCGUACAAAUACGUCAAAGAGGAAGGCCUGUCCCAGCAGAUUGCCAGCCGUUUCUUUGACAAGAACCAAUUCUGGGCCCGGUCCUGGGACAUUUACUACCACUACACGCCAGCCAGCCUAGGCUGUCGAUGCAUCCUGCUCACUCCAACCAAAGACGCCCGCCGCUUCCUAGGCGAAAUCAACCGUGCUCUCAAAUGCACCCUUCAGCUCCCAGCCGAGCCAGACAUGGGCCUCAUCUUGUCCUUCGAGAAUGAGGCAUAUCCGCAACCUGGAUACCUGGGGAAGAGCACCAACCGCGAGGCCAAGGACCGUCUUCAAACCCGCGUGCCACCGCCCUCCGAGCGCUACCUCGACCCCUGGAAAAACAUGAGCGACGAGCACAAGGAGAUCGCGGCUGCGUACGAGACCAUGCUGGAAGCGGCCUGCGACGCGGCGAAGAACAAGCGGAAGGGCAAUGCCGCGCAGAAACAGCAGCAGCGCAUGGAGCUCGAACAACGGCGCAAGGAGUCGCUGCUCCGGGCGCAACAGUACCUCGGCAUGCGGCCCGCGGGACCGAUUGACGCGUCGCUCAAAUACGCACCCUUCAACCCGGACGCGGUGGCCCCGUUCGCAUUUUGGAAAGACCCCAUGUUCAUCAGCGUGGACGUUGAAUGGAACGAGCGCUGCCAGUCCCAGAUCACGGAGGUGGGCAUCUCGACGCUGGACAUGCGGAAGCUGCACGGCGUGCGGCCCUCGUCGAUGAACGGGCUCAUCUGGCGCAAUGCGAUCCGGUCGCGUCACUGGCGCGUGCGCGAGUACAGCCACAUCGUCAAUUCCGAGUUCGUGAGGGGCUGUCCCGGGGACUUUCAGUUCGGGAGCAGUGAGUUCGUGGACCUGGCGCAGUUGAAGGCGGUCGUGCAGGGGAUGUUCCAGCAGGUGGCUAUCGCCGAGAAAAAGAAGGAUGAAUCAGAGGACCGGCAUGUGGUGCUGGUUGGCCACAGUCUCGCCGCCGACCUGGAGCACCUGCGCAAACUCGGGGUGACGCUGGAGAUGGUGCGCGAUCGCCUGGACACAGCUGUGCUGGACUGCGUGAUGCAUGCCGAUCCGCAGCAGCAGCAGCCGCCGAUGCAGCCCCGGUCCCUGGGGGCGGUCAUGACCGAGAUGAACCUGGAGCCGUGGCAUCUGCACAACGCGGGUAACGACGCGCGAUAUGCACUGGAAGCGUUGGUGGCUAGUAUUCUGGGGUACAAGGGAGGCAACUAAUGAAUGUGAUUGUGAGGGAGGUGUGAUAGUGAGAAG
Molecule: messenger RNA, 1367 nt
Organism: Aspergillus homomorphus CBS 101889
Lineage: Eukaryota; Fungi; Ascomycota; Eurotiomycetes; Eurotiales; Aspergillaceae
Exons: 2
Coding region: 15-1331 (438 amino acids)
Cellular component (GO): nucleus
Molecular function (GO): nucleic acid binding
Source: RefSeq, a predicted model, not a curated record